AUGUCUUCAAAUUCGCGUUCAUUGUCCGAGGUUGGUCUAACAGGUGGCUAUGAUGGAGACAGCCUCGCAUUAAAAGUUAUCAUUGCAUUCUUCCCCGGCCUUGCUAUGUACAACGUGGUCGAGCUCUUGAUCCUGAUCCUAGGAUCCUUCAACAGAUUUCGAGGUCUAUAUUUCUGGAGUCUCAUCGUGGCUAGUGUCGGCAUCAUACCGUACUCUCUUGGUUUUACGUUCAAAUUCUUCUCUAUCCUCACAGGCUCUGGCAGAUGGGUCCCUAUCUUCCUUCUGACUCUCGGGUGGUAUCCAAUGAUUACGGGUCAAUCGGUUGUUCUCUGGUCACGUCUCCACCUCGUCGUUACCGGUCAAAGAGGACAUAAAAUUCUUCAUUGGACGAAAUGGAUGAUCAUCAUCAAUGCAAUUGUUUUGCAUAUCCCUACUACAGUCCUCACUAUUGGGUCAAAUGGAAACAAUAACACCCAGGUCUUCGCAAGAGGAUACAAUGUUAUGGAAAAAGUGCAGAUGUGUGGAUUCUUCGUCCAGGAAGUGAUACUUUCAUCCAUCUAUAUCAUUGAGACAGUCCGCAUCCUCCGGUAUUCGAUACAAGGGACGACUCGGCGACUCAUGUACCAACUCAUCGGCAUCAAUGUCCUGAUCAUAAUUAUGGACUUGGGCAUAUUGGCCCUCGAAUGUGCCUCAUUGUAUAUACUUCAGAUCACUAUUAAGGCCGCAUUCUAUUCCAUCAAACUGAAACUUGAAUUCGCCAUCCUAAGUCGGCUGGUGCAAUAUGUGGGAGGUCCUCGGCAAGGCACUCGACAAAUACCGGUUAGCAUGUCGGACAUGGAAGCACAAUCGCAAUCUACAGCUGGUGGACAGCAGAAUCGCGGGGCUGAGUAUGUUACCUGGAAUGAGGUUGAGACAGACCGAUCACGAACAUCUCAGCUGGUGAAAACGAGUUCGCUGUCCCGGCAAAUUGUGAGACAAGUCGAUAUCGAGAUUGAAGAGCUUGAACAUGGUGAGUCUACACCACCGCGGACUUGGGCAUCAUCUGCAAAUUUCCCCGAAGCAAGACCAACGAAUCCUAGCUCAUGGGAGCGGAGUUCCAAGAAAGUUUGA
Messenger RNA from Exophiala bonariae, 1110 nucleotides. RefSeq lists its product as uncharacterized. Lineage: Eukaryota; Fungi; Ascomycota; Eurotiomycetes; Chaetothyriales; Herpotrichiellaceae. The coding region runs from base 1 to 1110 and encodes 369 amino acids. The record is from RefSeq and is a predicted model, not a curated record. The transcript has a single exon.